Mercenaria mercenaria is the source of this 3555-nucleotide messenger RNA. Its product is annotated as protein C12orf4 homolog. The record is from RefSeq and is a predicted model, not a curated record. NCBI's taxonomy places the organism in Eukaryota, Metazoa, Mollusca, Bivalvia, Venerida, Veneridae. The transcript is spliced from 11 exons. Bases 132 to 1685 code for a protein of 517 amino acids. Gene Ontology annotation, cellular component: cytoplasm.
GUUCAAGAUGUCAGCCUCCAUAGUUUCAUUCGCCCACUGACAUAAUUUUAUUUAUUUACAUCCAGAAAGAUUUUUGACGUCCUGAGAAAAAAAACUAAAUACCUAUGUGACAGAGCUGGUUCCCAGCCAUCAUGCCAUUGUCCAUAAAGAAGGAGUUUAUUUAUACGUUUACCAGUAAAGAUGAGGAAAGUGUUCUCCGGGUACCAGUGGACAUACCAUACAGUCAACCAGCCCGGGACCUCACUGGUCGCCUAGUGUUUGAACAUAAUCUACCGUGUUACAUCGAAAAUGAUUUGACAGACAAGUUAGGAGAAUUUAUACAGAGGGAAACAGACAAGCUCAAUGAUGAUAAUGCUACAGAAGCUAUAGAGAAGGUCAGACAAGGACAGAUAGAUGUUGAUAAACUUGCUGAGGCCUGGCAGAAAGCAUAUACACAGGAAGUUAAAGAGUUUGCUAAGCCGGAGGAAGUGAGUGCUGAGCAACAGUUCUCUGAGGUUUAUCAUUCACUGAUACACUCUCCGGCAUUAGAGACGCUGCUGAACCUGGAACACACAUAUGCCUUGACAAUAGAAGAUCUAAUCCAUCAGAGAGAUCAGGAUUUAAAGCAUUUGGAUGAAAGACAGCAGGAGGAGAUGCAGGAAGCGGUGAGAAAUGUGGGGACGAGUUAUACUGACGAUCAGAUAAACAGGCUUGCACAGAGAAAUUUUGACAAUUCGCAAAUGAUAGAGACAAAAUGGAUGUGUGAGUUAACUAACCAACAGGAAAUACAGAGACGAGAGUAUAGAGAAUGGGUGAUGAAAGUGCAUGAAGAUACGCAGGGGUCAAAUACACCAAAAUAUAUGCAGCGUGUUCGAGCCAUGACAAGUAACCUACCAGAGGCCGAGGAGGAGGAGAGACAUGCUCAGAUCAGGAUGGAGGAAAGCUUCACAAUUAUACUAGGUUUAGGCGUAAUGGUAGCACAACCACAACGUCUACAGACAGCUAUGUCAUUAUACUCUAACACUUUGUGUGGAAUGAUAAUGUUGGUGGAUAACAGACUCAACUCUUAUACCGGACUUAAGAAAGAGUUUGCUAAGGUGUGUGAAAGAUCUACUGAUUUCCAUUUCCCAAACUUGGAGAAGCAGUUCACAAAAAUUGAAGAGGAACUUAAACAUGCUGGGGAGACCAGAAAAAAAUCAGUGGAGGACGGUGAUAAAGUGAGCUUAAAGAGCAGCGGUAGUAGCUCUAGCGGUGAUAACCAGGAGAAAAGUGCCAAACUAUUCACUGGUGACUUUUACAUAACAAAACAUUCCAACCUAUCAGAGGUACACACUGUGUUCCACCUGGUGACAGACGACACUGUUAGAGGCGAUAUAACAUCUAGACAUCCUAUAAUCCUCUCUUUGCGGAACAUCAUCAAACUUUGUUGUAGAUAUGACAUCACCACCUUAACCAUACCAUUACUGCUUACACAUGAAAUGUUAGAGGAGAUGACAAUUCCAUGGUGUAUGAAGCGAGCAGAGCUGGUGUUUAAAUGUACGAAAGGUUUUAUGAUGGAGAUGGCAACAUAUGGUGGUGUGGAGUCUUUAACUAUACAGUUCCUAGUUCCUCUGGGUAUAUCUGAAGAAUUAUUUGCUGGGAUCAGUAAUAUGCUGCCAAGCAUAUUCCGCCUGUCUAAUCCAGUCAUGGCUAAAUCCUAUACAUAAUCCAGCAGUCCGUAGUGGUUGCUGUCAUUAAUUUUUUCAUGAUAGACUUAUUUCUCCGAAUUCUUUUUUCAGAUAUUUUCAUGACAUUAAAUCCUCAAACAAUUAAAACUCCUAUUAAAUUUGUGUUUAAAAUUUUAAUAAGCUAUUUAAGCCUCUUUGAACGUGUUUGUCAUGAAAAGGGCACUAUAAAAAUCUGGUAUAAUAUAUUACGCUUAACAGAAUAGAAUCUAGUUGUUUUGGGAGAAACCAUGAAAUGUAAUGCCAGUGAAUUAAGUGAUUACAUACUAUAUAAGUAAUUAUUUUAUUAAAACAGAACUACACUUAACUGUGGAAUCCAUACCAGUAAGACGUGUUCCAGGUUGAAACUUUGACUUGGAGCUAAGAGAUGGAAACUUUGCUUCAAUUUUAGUCUUGCUGGAUUACAAGAUAAUAUCUAAUUAGAAGAGAUGUAAAUCUGGUAACAAUCAUUACAAGGGAUGUUCAGUUAAUAUCUGGAAAAGUGUGCUCAUUUCUUCACUUGCCAUCAAGAAAUCAGUGAAUUUGUUAUAAUUAAGUAGGUAAGGGAAUAUAAAGUUGAUAUCUGACAUCUUCUUUUGGACAGAGAAAGUAAAUACAUGUACUAGUCUCCAGGGCAAUGCCAGAUAAGGUUUUCCAGCCCAGUGUUCCUUUUCCUAUUUUGCACUAACAACAUUAUUUGCUACUUAAAUUUUUCACAGCUAUAUUUUCCUGAAACAGGUUAAUAAUUAUGUGAAAGAUUCAUGUUAGGCUAAUGGCGUCAGCUCAUAAAUGUAACACCAUUAAAAUGUUUGGCAUGCAAUAUGCUUUGGCCAGGGCCAUGAAAUGAGAAUUAAAUGUAUGUCAUUAAGAAAGAAUAGUAUUUUUGAAUUGAAAACCAAGAAAGGCUUUUAGAAAUAAUGUCAUGUAGAAAACUAUGUUUUAUCAGAAAUAUUAAGGAUUAAAAAUUAAGUGAUAGAAGUAUCACUAACAGAAGGUAUCAGUCUUUAAUUAUGUCUCAAAAACUCUGGUAAUGAUCAGUUCAUCACUGGAAUAUUAUACAUAGAGCAACUUUUAUUUACAUAGAAGAACAACUUUUAUUUUUGAAACACUGGCAAUUACAAACAGUAUUGCUCGAUUUUUUUUUUGAUAUUUCUGUGCCAUAAUUACGUUGGGCCAAUCAAGCUGUAGUUAUGUUGCUAUACAUAUGGUAGAUAAUGUUUAUGUUUUGAAAUUUGUAACUGAAUGAUUCACACUCUAUUUGAGCCGCGCCAUGAGAAAACCAACAUAGUGGGUUUGCGACCAGCAUGGAUCCAGACCAGCCUGCGCAUCCGCGCAGUCUGGUCAGGAUCCAUGCUGUUUGCUAAAGAUUUCUCCGAUUUCAUUAGGCUUUGAAAGCGAACAGCACGGAUGCGCAGGCUGGUCUGGAUCCAUGCUGGUCGCAAACCCACUGUUGGUUUUCUCAUGGCAUGGCUCAUUUGUGUUAGCACAUUUUGACAUUUACCAAAACAGGUUCAGAAAUAAAGACUGGUCUGAGUAUUUUUGAACAACCCUCAUAAUUAUGGGAAAUUUUGUGAAAAUCAGUUUAUUAUUCUAAAAGCCACAUUUCUAAUUUGAAAUCUCAAGGAAUAAUUGCUGAUGAUUUGAAGUUGCCAGUAUCCUGAAACUGAUUAGCAAGAGGUAAUGACACAUUCAUUUGGCAGUGGAUUUCUAGUUACUGGAGAGAAACUGUACACAUUUAGUGUUUUCAGAGCAUGUAUGGUAUAAUCAAAAGCAUAUUAAUUUUUGUGCUGCAUUUUUUGUCUAAUAAGCUUUUAUUUGUAAUGUUUUGUUCAAUAAAAGUGCAAUAUUGUUGAUAAAUAAAAGUAUCAAUGUU